AUGGAUUUGUCAAGCAAUCACUUUCAUGGUCCAAUUCCAUCUUCUUUCUUCCAACAAGCUUGGAAUUUGACUAGUUUCAAUGUCAGCAACAACACCUUCUCUGGGCAUAUCCCAUCAUCUGUCUGUCUCCGAUUGCAUCCUUCCAUAAGAGUAUUGGAUUUUUCCUCCAAUGAAUUUAGUGGCAACAUUUCCCCUGGGUUCGGUGGGUGUUUCAAACUACAGAUUCUUCGUGCCGGUCACAAUAAUUUGUCAAAAUCACUUCCAAAAGAUAUCUAUAAUGCUACCAAACUUGAGGAACUUUCUUUACCUCUCAAUUCACUAAAUGGAGCCAUUAGUGAAAGAAUCGCCAACCUCGCCCACCUGACAAUCCUUGACCUCAACUCAAAUCAUUUGAAUGGUGUGCUCCCUCUCAAUUUUGGGAAGCUAUUCAAGUUAAAAUUCAUGAAUUUUGAUUUUAACAGCUUACAAGGUAAUAUGCCCCCAUCUUUGAUGAAUUGCACAAACCUUGUAGAACUACAUUUGGAAUCCAAUUAUUUGGAAGGCGACCUCACCAAGCUUAAUUUCUCCAAACUCAGUCGCCUUAGUAAACUUGACCUAUCUUGGAAUAACUUCACUGGUAUCUUUCCAAUAAGCCUUUACUCAUGCAGGUCCCUAAAAGCAAUUCGGUUGAGUGAAAAUCCUUAUCUAGAAGGACAAACACAACCUGAGAUUCUUUUGUUGAAAUCCUUGUCCUUUCUUUCGCUUGUUUAUGUACGGCUGACCAAUAUCACAGUGGCAAUGAAGAUAUUAAUGUGUUGCAAAAGUCUUCAUACACUCCUCCUUACCGGUUCAUUUGAUCGCGAGACAAUGCCAACUGUUGAUGACAUGAUUGAUUUUCAUGGAUUUCAGAAUCUCCGUGUCUUGAGUUUGGCUGGUUGUGGGCUCAAUGGUUAG
Pyrus x bretschneideri (Chinese white pear) is the source of this 933-nucleotide messenger RNA. RefSeq names its product receptor-like protein 3. The coding region runs from base 1 to 933 and encodes 310 amino acids. The record is from RefSeq and is a predicted model, not a curated record. The transcript has a single exon. Gene Ontology annotation, molecular function: protein binding. Lineage: Eukaryota; Viridiplantae; Streptophyta; Magnoliopsida; Rosales; Rosaceae.